This is a messenger RNA of Hemiscyllium ocellatum (epaulette shark), 1284 nucleotides long. RefSeq names its product zinc finger protein 830 (gene znf830). Gene Ontology annotation, cellular component: nucleus; spliceosomal complex. Lineage: Eukaryota; Metazoa; Chordata; Chondrichthyes; Orectolobiformes; Hemiscylliidae. Gene Ontology annotation, molecular function: zinc ion binding; nucleic acid binding. The transcript has 10 exons. The record is from RefSeq and is a predicted model, not a curated record. Gene Ontology annotation, biological process: mitotic DNA damage checkpoint signaling; mitotic DNA replication checkpoint signaling; nuclear DNA replication. The coding region runs from base 13 to 1065 and encodes 350 amino acids.
GUCUCUGUCAAGAUGGCGGCUGCUGGGAAGGGGAAGAAGAAAGUUAUUGACCAGCAGGAGCUACGGCGGUUAAUGAGGGAGAAGCAGCGGGCGAGCGCGGUUGGAAAGAGGAUCGACUCCCCACUCGCUAAAUACAACAGCUUAGGUCACCUCAGCUGUGUGCUUUGCAGUGCUCCAGUAAAAAAUGAAUUAUUAUGGCAGACACACAUAUUAGGGAAACAACAUAAAGAGAACCUUGAGAAACAAAAAACUACAAAACAAACAACAGGACCAUCACAUGUUAAUGCACCAAGAGUUUCUGUAGGAAAAAGAAAAGUUACAGAUCCAGAAUCGCAAACAACAAAGAAGGUCAAAGCAUUCUGUGAAUCUACAGGUUCUGGGUUACCACCUGAUUUUAUUGAUCCAGUGAACAAAGUUUCUCAACAGCCAAAGUCUUCACAGAAUUCUGGUCUUGGAUUAACUGUUAUUGGUUGUGAUGAAGAUAGCAAUGACAUGGUAAAAGAGGGCAAGAAAGGUGUUAUGGCCCACUCAGCUCUUCCAGGACCAAUGGAAUCACAGGCUGGACAUGGUCUGCCUGCUGACUUCUUUGAUAGCACCCUGGCACCUCCUGCUGUCCCUCAUUCUGGAUCCAUCCAGAAACCAGAACAAUCAGACAACACAGUGGAAAGGAAAGACAAUACAGCAGAGGCUUUACCAGAAGGAUUUUUUGAUGAUCCGGUAAAAGAUGCAAAAGUGCGGAAAGUAGACCCUCCAAAAGAUCAAAUGGACAAAGAGUGGGAGGAGUUUCAGAAAGAAAUCAGACAGGUCAAUACGGUUUCAGAAGCAAUUGUAGCCGAAGAUGAUGAAGAAAUUCGUUUUGACAGACAGAUAGAAGAAAUUGAUGAACAAAUAAUGUGCUACAAGCGUAUAGAGCACUUGCGAGAUCGUCAAGAAACAGUAAAACAACUGAUGGCAGCAUUGAAAGGCAGGCAAUCCCAAAGUGACAAUGAAGUUGACACAGAUGAAGAAGAAGAAUUUCAGGAAUUCCUUUCAGGUGAUUGGCGUGCAAAGGGAACCUUACUUUAGUACCCUGGAAAUUUCAAUUUCUGACUUGAAGAAAGUUUUCUGCAAACUUUAAUGAACAUUCACCUGAAACUGGCUUCUAAUUGUUUAUAUCACAUGAACUGGGAAAUGAAUGAGAACAUUGGCAAUUAAACACUUUGGAGAAAGUAUUCCUUUUUUUACACUUGUAAAUAAAGCCUACUUGAAAUGUCUGUGCUUUGGUUGUUGCAUUAAAAUUAAGUU